GAUUAAGAAGAAUGGCCUCUGUUUUAUUCAAUAGAUACUACGAGUUUUACAUAGGUAUCCUAUUUUACUGAUAAAAAUAAUGUAUAGGCAUCAUCUAUAAAUUGCUGCGUGUAAAUCGUGACAUCACAUUUCACUUCACGUUGCCCAGGACAGGUGACCAGAAGUGUGCUCGAAGCCAGAGUUGCGCACAUCUCUUAACACAUGUCAAUGUUAUCUAUGAGCCGAAAUAUAUUCUCGCAAGCCAGCAACAUUUCUCGCGCUUUCUCAACCUCAGCGGUUGCACGAUACAAUGUGAACAAGGUCAUUCUCGUUGGCCGCAUGGGAGCUGAUCCUGAAGUAGUUAACUUGGAUAAUGACCGCAAAGUCAUUCACUACACUGUAGCCACCAGCGAAACUAGAAGCGACAAGGAAGGCAAUUUGGUUAAACAAACACAGUGGCACCGUAUUACUUCCUGGAAUCAGGGUCUCAACAACUUUCUUCCCGAAAAAAUCAAGAAAGGUGAUCUCGUAUAUGUCGAAGGAAAGCUAAACUACAGAGAUUACACUGACAAGCAAGGCGUCCAAAGAACCAGGCCUGAGAUUUUGCAAAGCUCCGUCAAGGUUUUGUCAACCCCCAAGCACAGCUCUGAACAAUUCGAAUCCAGUGAACAGGAAGAUAUGUGAGCGUGACAUUUAAAAAAAAGUUUGGAUCGGGCACCAAGCUUUUU
Molecule: messenger RNA, 707 nt
Organism: Umbelopsis ramanniana AG
Lineage: Eukaryota; Fungi; Mucoromycota; Umbelopsidomycetes; Umbelopsidales; Umbelopsidaceae
Exons: 6
Coding region: 202-663 (153 amino acids)
Biological process (GO): mitochondrial DNA replication; positive regulation of helicase activity
Cellular component (GO): mitochondrial nucleoid
Molecular function (GO): single-stranded DNA binding
Source: RefSeq, a predicted model, not a curated record